UGUAUGCAAAUAGCUGUUUCUGCCACUUCCUUUCCUACCCACAUCCUGAAGCAAGGAGGGGAAGUGGGGAAGAAAAGGCAAAGAGGGCGUGGAGGUCGGCAGGUGGGCAUCUCCGGGCGCCUCCAGCCUCACCCCACUGCCGGCGCCGGCCACGCCCCCAGCCUCGCCCUAGCCCCCCAAACCCACUUUAAACUCCCGCCCCCUCUUAACGACGACCAAUGCCCGGCCGGGGAGCCCGAAGGAGACCGAGGAUUGGCCGGCGCGGCGGUUGCCGAGGUGACGGGCCCUGCGGGAGCAGCUAAAGAUGUAACAGAAGAAUCGAUAACGGAAGAUGACAAGAGGAGAAACUAUGGAGGGGUAUAUGUUGGUCUCCCAUCUGAAGCUGUCAAUAUGGUAUCCAAUCAAACAAAGACUGUACGAAAAAAUUAGAAGAAAAUAUCAUGACUCAAUGAUCAAGAGCUUGCUCAUUAAGAUUUGGAAGGAAUUGCACCCCAUGGGACAUCAUAAUGUGCACAGAAAUUCCCAAGGAAAUUCUAAAUAGUCACCUGCUUCGCCUCCCCUCCCCACCCAGAUUCCUAAGUCUGUAGUUGAAACGUGGGACAUGUUGAACGUCGUGGUGCUAGACAGGAAGUGGGUGAACAGUACAUGGGCAGGAUGGGACUUUCUGGGGUCCACCUGCGGAAGACAAGCUGACACAAGCUGGUGCCUGGAGACAGCCUGCUAUGCCUGGCAGCAUCGUCACCUUGGCCACCCGACACAAGCUCAUGAAGAUCAUGUCUUUUCACUGAUACUUUUUUGAUAGCUUUUAUAUAACAAAAUCCUUAUUCUAGUUAUGACUUCAGAUACUAAGGCACUAUACGUGGAACUCCCUAAAGUAAUAUAUUUGUGUGUUACCUUCACUAUUUUCCUAGGUCCACGUUAAUUUUUAGCUGUAAUAAUGGUUAGUUGAUUCUUACUGUUACCUCUUUCCCUUUUUACCUUUUGUUUUCAGCUUUAUUUAAGCGUCAGAGAAUUUCUUCAGUUAGGAACGGUGUGUCUUAUGUUGCAAUAUUUAAAAAUAAGCCACUGAAAUUUGCAUGCCCCACGCGCGUUUUGAUUAACUUUCUGUUUUCUUUAGCCGAAGGCUCAUGUCACCCUGGAUCCUUCGUAUCCAUCGAUUCUCCCGUUCUCAUGUUAAUUCUAUACUCUCUUCGAGGAUUUGUGACUGAUGGUUCGUGGGGUGUAUGGAAAGUUCUUUAUUUGAGGAUGUGUGGCCACUUAGUACUGCAAUGUAGAUUACUCAGUUUACCGAUGUAUUUCAACAAUUAAAACAUUUUUAAUCCCUCUUCA
Messenger RNA from Lynx canadensis (Canada lynx), 1329 nucleotides. RefSeq names its product chromosome B4 C12orf75 homolog (gene CB4H12orf75). The record is from RefSeq and is a predicted model, not a curated record. The coding region runs from base 4 to 429 and encodes 141 amino acids. The transcript has 6 exons. Lineage: Eukaryota; Metazoa; Chordata; Mammalia; Carnivora; Felidae.